Molecule: messenger RNA, 762 nt
Organism: Blastocystis hominis
Lineage: Eukaryota; Bigyra; Opalinata; Blastocystidae
Product: Ribosomal protein L25
Exons: 2
Coding region: 1-762 (253 amino acids)
Biological process (GO): translation
Cellular component (GO): cytosolic large ribosomal subunit; ribosome
Molecular function (GO): structural constituent of ribosome; 5S rRNA binding
Source: RefSeq, a predicted model, not a curated record
AUGUUCUCCUCUGUGCGUAUCGGAGCAAGUCUCGCUCCACGUAUUAUUGAAGGACUGAGGCCGUUUUCAAAAGCAGUUUCACAGAAGUCAAUAUUCGAUACUCUAAACAAAAGCAACAUUUACCCUGUAAUUCCGGCAUUCCGACGUGAAAAGGAUGGAAAAAACUAUAGUCGGUUUCUGCGCAAAAACGGAGCAAUUCCGGGAGUGUUGUAUGGCUCUGAUGGAAAUGGACACGAUGAAAGGAUACUGAUUGCUGUUCCUGCUAGUGAGGUAGAUCGGUUUACCAAGCGUUUGAACUUGGCUUUGGAGUGUACGUUGUUUGAGCUGGAUUUGGAGGGUGAGCGAAUUUUGUGCUUCCCGCGCCAAUUGUCGUGCCAUCCUUUGACCGACAAGCCUGAGAAUCUCAACUUCCUGCGGAUGAACAAAAAAACGGGCACUAUGGUUCAGAUUCCCAUUCGUUACUACAACCAAACGAAAAACCGUGAGAUCAAGUUGGGAGGCUUUUUGUCCACGGCUACGCGCUAUUUGGACGUGCGCGUAAAGGGCGAUGUGACCUACGUUCCUCCGUUUAUCAACUGCAAUCUGGAGAAGCUGACGCAUAAGCGAGCGUUCGGUGUCGAGGAUUUGGAUUUUGAUCGAUCGAAAUUCGCUCCUCAUCCGAAAAUGUACAAACGCGUGUUCGCUUCGAUUUCGGGCAAGGUGAAAGGAGUGGAGGAACCUACAGAGGAGGAAGCGAGCAAGUCGAUUUGGAUUGUUUGUUGA